CCGUGAUCGUGGGACUCGGCCGAAUCCUCAAUCCUUUACUCAACCACCAACAUGUACAAUGGAAUCGGGCUCACAACACCCAGAGGAAGCGGCACCAAUGGCUAUGUGAUUCGAAACCUGUCACACCUGCGCUCUCGAGAUCCCAUUAGCGACCAAAUAGUCGAGUUUGGUAAAGGGGGCCCGUCUUUAAGGGAACCCGACCAAGGGAUACUCGAACAUGAACGGAAGAGAAAAGUAGAGCUGAAAUGCCUUGAAUUGCAGCUCGAGUUGGAGGAAAAAGAAGUGCCUGAAGAUGAAAUUGAAGCACAAGUUGACGCUCUUCGUCAAAACUUACUCAAAAAUCUCUCACACAUUGCACUUCCAACUGGAAAAAAUCUCAAGUCCCAUGAUACGCAUGGAAUUGCUGUGGCGAAAAAGAGCGAGCUCUCGAAAAUGGCCCAAGCCUUAGGGACUUCUUCAAACUAUAUCGAAGGUGCUGCCUUCGAUCGCGAAAAGCAGGAAGAGGACAAGAAGCAACGUGCUCAGGAGCGGGCUGCUAAGCAAGCGGAGCGCGCGGAGGCUGAGGCUCAGCAUGCUGCCGCAAGAGCCAAGUAUGAGGCCGAAAGGAAAGAACGAGAACGACUGAGAAGACGACGUGAAUAUGAGGAACGUCUCGAACGCGAGGCGAGAGAGAAAGAGGCACGUUCAACAUACACCUCUCGCAACGACCGCGAUCGCCGUGAACGCGGCUUCCGCCCUCCUGCUCCUCCGUCUCCCCGGGGCCGAAAACGUAGCAUGUCCCCUCCCCCCAUGCGCUCUUCCCACGAAAGACGAUCACGCUCCCCUCCGCCGCGCCGUCGCGACUCCCGUUCCAGAUCCCCUGUCCCGCGCCGUCAAUCACCUCUACGUCGUCGAUCGCCUCCACGCCGUUGGUCGCCUCCACGUCGCCCGUCGCCUCCGCGCCGCCAGCUAUCUCCGCGUCGUCGGUCACCUCCACGUCGCCUUCCUGUAUCCCGCUCACCCACUCCUGAGGCCGGUAAACGUCGCCCACUUCGUCGUUCUCCUAGUCUGCCACCUCGUCGCCGUUCAGAAUCAGGAUCUCGCAGUUCACGAGGAAGAUCAGUUGAUUCAAGGUCAACCUCACGCUCACGCCCGCCUUCCCGUUCCCGUUCCCGUUCGCCAGUCCCUGUCCGUCUGGGAGGGCCGGAACUUGAAAAGCGCGCCCCUUCUCCUAUCCAUUCAGAAUCUAGCAUGUCUAUGAGUGAAGGGAGUCAGGAUUAGCUAUAUUCUCUCUCCAAAUGGUGCCGGAAAGCCCAGCAUGCGAGAUGCCACCAGCGAUGGCACUCUUCCACUCCUCGGGCGUUGCUGGGGUAUAUUUUUGUGCUAUCCAUGUACUUUCCGAUUAUUUUGUUAUCAAGGGUCACUUGAUUAACUUCUCAUCCAAAGCCCGUGCCGCUAUGAUCUUCAGUAUGCUUGUUAUAUCGUUAUAUUGUUAUAUCCAGUAUCCGGCAAACUGAAAUUAUGAGAACUACCAGCGAACACCCGACUGCGUCAAAGUUACAGCAAAACUAGCGCGGUCUGAGAAACGAUACAACUGUACCUGUCAGAGGCGGAGGGAAAUGCAUGUCAUGAGAGCAGAAUACCAAAUGUGUAAUUAAAUGAUGCAAAUGUUACG
Cantharellus anzutake is the source of this 1654-nucleotide messenger RNA. RefSeq lists its product as uncharacterized. The record is from RefSeq and is a predicted model, not a curated record. Lineage: Eukaryota; Fungi; Basidiomycota; Agaricomycetes; Cantharellales; Hydnaceae. Bases 52 to 1260 code for a protein of 402 amino acids. The transcript is spliced from 3 exons.